GUCACGACAACAAAGCUCUCAGAUCUUCUCAGUGACUCAGAGUUGAGCAGCCGAGCUUGCCGAAAAGAUGGGGCUCUCCUCGGGCCUCUUGGCCUCCCUGUUAUGCCUGGGUUUCCUGGGCCCGGGCUUGGCUAACAAGCGGACGGAACAGUGUAGCUGUGCGGCCGAGCAAGGAUCCCUCCACGACCAUCACGCCAUGCUCCUGGACGGGUCUCGCAACGUCAGCCUGGCCGAGUACCGGGGCACGACCCUCCUGGUGGUGACCGUCGCCACCUUCUGAGGGUUCACCCAACAGUACGUCGGUCUGAAUGCACUAAGGAACAAAAUGGUCGAGGAAAACGGGCACCGUUUCGAGAUCCUGGGUUUCCCCACCAACCAGUUCGGGUUAGAAGAGCCAGCGAGAAAUGACGAGAUUCUGAACGGGAUAAGAUACGUCCGUCCGGGGAACGACUACGUCCCUAACUUCACCAUGUUCCAGAAGGGAGACUGCAACGGGGAGAACGAACAGUCGCUCUUCACUUAUCUAAAGAGCUGCUGCCCUCCCAUCUCUGACGUCAUGGGCAUCAGAGGCGACAAAGACAGGCUAUACUGGAAACCGCUCAAGGUCAACGACGUCCGCUGGAACUUCGAGAAGUUUCUGGUGGAUCCGGAAGGGAGAGGAGUCAAGAGGUUUUCGUCUUACGUGACGCCGGAGGAUUUGGAGUCCGUCAUCGAGGAGUUCAUCCAGAGCUGGAACGACACGCACGGGGGCGACACCUCGGGCGCCAGGAGCGCAAGGGACACCGGCCUAAUGUCCUGGCUUAACUAAACAUUCCUUACUCUAGAGGCCAGCCAUGAUUUUUUUUCCUUUUCCGUCAACACUCAGCCUCUCCCUCAACAAUCUAGCCUGAGCUUUUAACGCUACUUCACCUUUAUCCACUGUGUAACAUAUAUCCGUUGUAUUUAAAAACUGAGGGUAUUUAGGGUCAGCAAGGACUGUGGUUUCUAGUUGCAAUAUUUUAAAAAUAUUUCACUUUGAAAACGUUGUCCGUCGACUUGAUAUCCCAAACGUACACCCAGUUUUCUGAACAACGGAUAAACGUUACCCCGGAGAUAAAGAUAAACUAGCGUUAUGGUCGUCUAAUAGAACAGUUCCAUAAUUAUAUAAAUAGAAGUAAUCACGUUGAUAUUUCUUGAAGUCAUUCAGUUCUUCGAUAAUGGAAUAUCAUAUAUAUAGAGAGAAAGUGCGUACUUUGGUAAACCGUUAGUUCUUGGGCCCGACAACUCUAUGACGAGGGGAAUCACAAACCGCACCGCGGGGGGUCCCCUCAGAUGUGGAUGGAACCUUCCUCGGCCUUCGUGCAUUCAGCUGAGGGGGGCGACAUCCGGCGUUGUUUGGGUUCAACAAUGUAGAAUAAACGUUUACCAACACUUUCACGGACAA
Messenger RNA from Branchiostoma floridae (Florida lancelet), 1423 nucleotides. RefSeq names its product glutathione peroxidase 3-like. The record is from RefSeq and is a predicted model, not a curated record. Gene Ontology annotation, molecular function: glutathione peroxidase activity. NCBI's taxonomy places the organism in Eukaryota, Metazoa, Chordata, Leptocardii, Amphioxiformes, Branchiostomatidae. The transcript has 5 exons. Gene Ontology annotation, biological process: response to oxidative stress.